Messenger RNA from Plasmodium gallinaceum, 1128 nucleotides. Its product is annotated as conserved Plasmodium protein, unknown function. Lineage: Eukaryota; Apicomplexa; Aconoidasida; Haemosporida; Plasmodiidae. Bases 1 to 1128 code for a protein of 375 amino acids. The record is from RefSeq and is a predicted model, not a curated record. The transcript has 5 exons.
AUGAAUUUGCCAAAUGCAAAUGCAUCAUUGUACACAAACCAGAACUUUUGUACAAAAAAUGUAGAACCUAAAUAUAAGAUGAAUCCAUUUUUAAAUAUAAAAGCAAAUUAUCCUAUGAAAAAUUUAUCCUAUCCACACAUUAAUAAUAAUAUAAUUUUAAAUAACAAUUCCCAGUUAAAGUUGCAGAAAAAUAAAACUUUUAGUAUUCCGUUUGAUAUGGAACCAAAAAUAGAUUCAAAAUAUUUUUAUGUAAAAUGUUUUAAUAAUAUGAAUAAUACUAACGAUUACAGUAAAAACAAAAAUUUUAAAAUAUUUAAUAAAAGUGACAUUCAAAGUAAUGGGAGAAUUUUAUGUGAGCCAAUAAUUCCUAAAAACAAUUAUAUUCCACAGUAUUUUAAAAAUAAUAUUAAUAAUUCAUUAUGUAAAAUAUAUUUAGAAAAGUGUGGAAGAGUUAUAAUUUUUGAUUUAGAUGAUACUCUAAUUCCUACUUAUUGGAUAAGAUCUGUGCUAUUUUCAAAAUGCCACCUUAAUCAAGAUGAAGCUCUAAGAGAACUUAAAAAAGAAAUAAAAUUAAAUAAAAAAUAUAAUUUUGAAUCUACUGCUUGUUCAGUAAUUCAUUUAGCGAAAUCUAUGUCACAUACUAUAUUUAUAGUUACAAAUGCAAGAAGUGAUAAAUGGAUAGAUACAGUAAAAUGGUUAUUUCCUAACUUUUCUAAAUUACUUGAUGAACAUAAUAUUCCUAUCAUAAGAACUGAACAAUAUAUGGAACCUUCUCCUUUAAAUGUUUUUGAAUAUUUCCGUUAUUGGAUGAAUGCUAAAAAGAAAAAGUUUGAUGAAAUACUAAAAGAACACUGGGCUUUUUAUUAUCAAUAUAUUACUAAUAAAAUAGAUUUUAUCUCAUUGGGAGAUACUGAAUUUGAAGAAGUUGCAACAUAUGAAUUGCAAUCAAGUAAUAAAAAUAUAAUUAAAAAAGCAUUUAACAUAAAAGUUCAAACAGGAUUAUCUUUUGAAGACUUUAUUGGGCAACUAAAACUAAUCCAAGUGGCAUUAUCAAUAAUUACUAAAGAAUCAUAUUCAUACAAAUAUCUAGCUUUAUCAUCUUCUGUACAAAUAAAAAUGUUCGCAUAG